Messenger RNA from Durusdinium trenchii, 645 nucleotides. NCBI's taxonomy places the organism in Eukaryota, Dinophyceae, Suessiales, Symbiodiniaceae. The record is from the annotation of a GenBank genome assembly.
AUGGAGUCUCGCAUGAACCGUCACACCUGCGGCUUGAUCUGUGGGGGGAUAUGUGCCUUGUUGACAGGGAGCUUUGCUGUGUGUGCUGCUUUGGGCUUUCACUUCGCUGGGGUUGCUUUCCUGAAGCGUGAUCAGCAGCUUCUGGUUCAGUAUCCCACCGACAAGUACGUGGUGAACGGCCCGGGCAUGGCCUUCUUUGUGCCGCUCGUAGCCAGUGCCCAGAGCCGCCGUGCCAUGAUCAUUGAGGAGGAGAAGUACGUGGUGAUCACUGAUGAAAUGACGGGGUCCAUGAGGACGGUGGAAGGCCCCCAACUUUUCUUCCUCGGUGCCUAUGAGUCUGUGUCGCAGCCUCUACGCAAGAUGGUCCUGCAGAAGAACUCCUACGUGAAGUUGAUGGACAAGAAGACUGGUGAGCGCCGGGUGCUUCGCGGUCCUCAGGUUGUGGUCCCCAGCCCAACCGAAGAGUUGAUGGAACAGGGUCAAGGAGUGAGUUUGCUGAAGGAGGAUUUCAUGCGUGUUAAGAACACGGUGACAGGAGAGGAGAGGAGAGGAUCAUCGUCGGAGAGACGCUGUUCUUUCCCGAGCCAGAUGACAAGAUGGGUACGCCUCGCAAGGGAUUUCAACUGCAGAAGGAUGAAUUUGUGA